Molecule: messenger RNA, 2945 nt
Organism: Agelaius phoeniceus (red-winged blackbird)
Lineage: Eukaryota; Metazoa; Chordata; Aves; Passeriformes; Icteridae
Source: RefSeq, a predicted model, not a curated record
UCGGAUCCCCGGGGGAUGCGGGAAGCGGCGCGUCCCGGGCUCUGCGCGCUCCCGCUCCGCUCGGGGGCGGAAUCAGCGCCGAGAGCGGGAUGGGAGGAGGAAGGGAAACUCCGGGGGAGGGACGGAGAGCUCCGGGAGAGCUCCGGGAGGGCUCCGGGAGAGCUCCGGGAGGCCUCCUCAGGAGGGAUCGGCUCCCGCUGGAUAUUGGUGUGGAACGAGACCGGGCUGCGGGACGGGAGGAUUGGGGUGCGGGGAAGGACUGGGAUUCAGAGGUGCAGGAUUGGGAUUCAGCGGAUCCCGCAGCUCCGGGGCUCCUCCGGAAGGAUGUUCCACCGGUCGGGCUGCAGGAGGAGCUUCCCCAGGGAGCCUGCCCCGUGGUGGGAUGGACCGUGGCCACAUCCCCCUGCUGGCCCUGAGGACACCUGGGAUGAACCACCUUGGGAUGGGCCACCUCAGGAUGGGCCAACCUGGGAUGCACCAGCCUGGGAUGAACCACCUCGGGAUGGGCCACCUCGGGAUGGGCCAGCCUGGGAUGAACCACCUCGGGAUGGGCCACCUCGGGAUGGGCCAGCCUGGGAUGGAUCACCCAGGCAUGGACCACCUCAGGAUGGGCCACCCAAGCAUGGGCCAGUCCAGGAUGCACCAGCCCGGGAUGGGCCACCUCGGGAUGGGCCACCCAGGCAUGGACCACCCAGGCAUGAACCACCCAGGCAUGGGCCACCUCGGGAUGGGCCACCUCAGGAUGGGCCAGCCUGGGAUGGACCACCCAGGCAUGAACCACCUCGGGAUGGGCCACCCAGGCAUGGGCCAGCCUGGCAUGAACCAGCCUGGGAUGAACCACCCAGGCAUGGGCCAGCCCGGGAUGGGCCACCUCGGGAUGAACCAGCCUGGGAUGGACCACCCAGGCAUGAACCACCUCGGGAUGGGCCACCCAGGCAUGGGCCACCUCAGGAUGGACCACCCAGGCAUGGGCCACCUCGGGAUGGGCCACCCAGGCAUGGGCCAGCCUGGGAUGGACCACCCAGGCAUGGGCCACCCAGGCAUGGGCCACCCAGGCAUGGGCCACCUCGGGAUGGGCCACCCAGGCAUGGGCCACCUCGGGAUGAAGCAGCCUGGAAUGGGCCAGCCUGGGAGCAGCAGCCCAGCAGACGCCAGUGCAGGAGGCACCCGCCCAGCCCCAGGGCCCCCAGAGCGUUCCGUGGCCCUGGGGACAUCUCCUGGAAGGAGGAGGAGCGGGACAGGAGGUGGGCACCCCCCGAGUGUCCCCUGCCGCCGCCCUGGGAUGACAGAGCAGCCAUGCCAGGAGCCGAGGGUGACUUUGGAGAGUGCUGGUACCAGGAUCCACCUCCUGACCCCUGGCCCGAGUACCCCGAGGAGGAGCAGCCCCAGCCCUGGCCCCCCUCCGGCCCUGCAGGGAAUCCGGGGAAUUUCCACCAACACCGCCCGCCCUGGAGCCACCACCCGGCCGGGACACGACGGAGCCACCCCCGGCAGCUGCUCCUGGUGCCCCGGGCGAGGUGUCCCCGACCCUCCCGAGGGCACAAGCCACGCUCCAAGCCCUCCUGUCCUGCCCCCUCCAGGAGGAGCCAGCCCGGGGCCAGGAAGGAGCCGCAGCCCCCGGAGCCUCCCCAGGCCCCUGCUCCUCCCCCAGGAGCUGCCGAGAGGCGGGAGCAGCCGCAGGUGAGGGGUUUUACCUGUCCCCUCCCAUCCCACAGCAGGGCUGCGCUCACCCCGAGCCCUGCACGCUGCCCUGGUUCCCUCCAGGAUGUGCCAGUGGGGACUGGGAAUGUUCUGGAGCCGCCCAGCCCAGCCAGGAGCCCUCUGGAGAGCCCAGCUGCUGAUGCUGGUGCUGCAGAGCUGCAGGUGAAGCUGGAAGCUGGGCAGAGCCCUGUGGGCAGCCAGGAUCAGGAUCCCUGUGCCCCAGGAACAGAUCCAGCCCCUCCAGAGGAGACCUCCAGGAAUCCUGAGAUCCAGGAGCACCUUGAGGUGGAGCCGUGCAGCGUCCCCAAGGCUGGCAGCGGUCACGGGUCCCAUCCCCAGAGCCCAGCAGCCCCUCCAGACCCUGCCAAGAGGGAAAUCCUGGAAAUCUCCAGCUGCUCUGGAGAGGCAGGGGCUGAGCUCAGCCCACACUCCUGGGAACAGCCGCCCUGUGGGGCUGGAGAAGCUGAGGCAGAAGCUGCCCAGGCUGGGCCUCUGCAGAGCCUUCAGCCUCCUGAAAACCCUCAGCUUCCUCCAGGAUCUGCAGCAGAACCCAAAGCUCAGCCCAGCCAAGCUUCUCCGGGUGCCUGCACCACACCAGUGACCUCCCCACAGCCCCAGCACCCACCUGGGGCUGGUGACACCAAUCUGGCUGUGUGUGGCCAGCAGCAGCUCUGCUCAGAGCCCCCCACACCAUCCCCAGCUGACCUCGACUCCCGCUUGGCUGCUGUCCUCAGGAGGAAGGCAAAGAUCGAGCUGUCGUACCAGCAGUUCAGCCUGAGCAUUGCUGUGGUGGCCACGAUGCUGCUGCACAAGGAGCCCUCGAUGGAGGCGGCGCUGGGGGUGGCACUCAGGGCCAACCUGCGCCAGGGCUGCCUGCACCACCUGCAGCAGCUGGAGGAGUUCAUUGACAGCCUGGACUCCAUGGGCUCCCCCAGCCUCUGAUGGCAGCCACCCCCUCCUGCCCUGGGACAGGGCUGGGACAGCGCCCUGGGGUGCUCAGGAGGGUGCUGAGCCUGCAGGAUGAGCUGGGAGGUGUUGGCAGCCCCCUUGGAGAAGGGAGGGUGAGCGGGAUGUGUUUGGUUUCAGCCCUGCCCAAAGCCCCGAGGGCAGCAAAAGUGUCACUGGUUUACCUGGAGGGAGGGCAGCAGUGCCUGUCCUCCUUUCCUCAUUGCCAGGAAUGUGUCCCCAAACCCCAGCGAGUGUUUUUGGGUUUAAAUCUGCAAAUAAAGCGUGUUCUUUUUGCA